AUGUCGACCUCUUCGGCAUCGCAGCAGCCCGACGGCCAGGCCAAGUCGGCCAAAGCCAACAACGAAACCGUCGAGGCUCCUCCUCUCGUCUACCUCACCAACAAGUGGAUCCAGGACCUCACACAGCGCAUCCGCGCUCGCCCCAUCCCUUGGGAAGGUUACCACAGGGCAGAUCUGCUGAGCGCCGAUGAGCUCAAGAUGAUCAAGAGCGUCGACGCCAUCGUCAUCGGUCAGAACCGCUCCAAGCUCGAUCCGCUGCUGGAUGAGCACGGACAGGAGUACGUGUCGCUCUAUCUGCGCCUGCUCUCCAAGCUCAGUCGCACCGACACGCUUCAGCAGAUCCUGGUGCUCGUCGACGACAUGCUCUCCGAUCGCGACGACCGCAUCGAGCUCUUCCUCUCGCUCGACGGCCAGGAGGAGCAGGACGGCGUCGGAUUCCCUUGGAAGCCGUUCGUCAAGCUGCUCGAUGUGCCGGACGACUUUGUGCAGAUGAAGUCGGCCCAGUUCCUCACGCUCCUCCUCGUCUUCUCCGCCACCCACUCGUCGCAACCCGAGCCACCUUCGUCCGUACUGCCGCGAUUGCUCACCUUCCUCUCCUCGCUCUUGAGAGGCGCAAGCACCAAGGGCGCAUCCGCCACAUCCGCACGCACUCCCGCCUCGAACAACACGUCGCCCGCCACCCGCCGCAUGUCGCCCGACUACGCCGAGGGCAACGGACCCGAGAUCGCGCUGGUGCUGCUCGAAGCGCUGCUGCGCACGCAGAAGUACCGCGUCGAUGCGUGGGAGUACGACGUGUCCAAGAUGGGCCAGGUGCCCUCGUCGUCGGGCAAGGCCAAAGCCAGCAGCGACGACGAGGAGGAGCAGCAUCAGCUGUCGGAAGACGUGGACCGCGGCUUCCUGUCGGAGCUCGCACAAAUCUUGCGGCUGAGCAACGUGCCUUUGGGUGGCUCCUCGUUCAACUCGAACGCCGCCUCGCCCACAGGCUCUGGAUCCGCCACGCCUUCGCGCACCACCACGCCUUCGGCGGCAAGCACGCUGGUGGCCGGAGCCAACAACGGCAGCAAUGCGACGCGCGCGGGUACGCAGCUCGUGUACCAGGUGGUGCUUUGCUUCUGGCUGCUCAGCUUCCACAAGCAGAUUGCGGCCGAGCUCAACGUCAAGCUCGGGCUGGUUCCGCUGCUGGUGGACGUGGCACGCAAUGCGGUCAAGGAGAAGGUGACGCGCGUGACGGUGGCGACGCUGCGCAACCUGCUUGCCAAGGCGGCCGAUGUGAAUACGCCCGUGAUGCUGGGCAGCAAGGCGCUGCCGCUGUCCGAGAAUCUGCUGGCGCGCAAGUGGUCGGACGAGGAGAUUGAGGAGGAUCUGCAGUACAUCCGCACCGAGCUGGCCGAGAGACUCAAGACCAUGACCACCUGGGACGAGUAUCUGUCGGAGCUGCAGUCGGGACAGCUGACGUUUGAAAGCCCCGUGCACGAGCUCGACGAGUUCUGGAAGGAGAAUGCGCCGCGCUUCGUCGACGAGGAUGCCAAGGUGCUCAAGCAGCUCGUGGGUGUGCUCGACCAGUCGGAGGAUGCGACGACGCUCGCAGUGGCCUGCUCGGACAUCGGCAAGUUUGUCCACUUUUUCGAACAGGGCAAGCGCCGCGUCGGCGAUCUGGGCGCAAAGGCGAGGAUCAUGUCGCUCAUGACCCACCCGGACCCCAACGUCAAGUACUACGCACUCCACACCGUCGCCAAGCUCGUCUCGGCCAGCUGGCGUUGA
Molecule: messenger RNA, 1761 nt
Organism: Moesziomyces aphidis
Lineage: Eukaryota; Fungi; Basidiomycota; Ustilaginomycetes; Ustilaginales; Ustilaginaceae
Source: the annotation of a GenBank genome assembly